This is a messenger RNA of Canariomyces notabilis, 877 nucleotides long. RefSeq lists its product as uncharacterized. The transcript is spliced from 2 exons. Bases 206 to 775 code for a protein of 189 amino acids. Lineage: Eukaryota; Fungi; Ascomycota; Sordariomycetes; Sordariales; Chaetomiaceae. The record is from RefSeq and is a predicted model, not a curated record.
AUGCACACCACCAUGGUCAGCGCCAGCGGAGUGUUUGGCAUCUCGGUCGCGACGGCGACACUGGUGUGGCUGCCUCAGAAGGUGCUGCGUUGUGGUACGGUUACGCCAAGCGAGCGUCGACCUGGACCUGCUCCCAGAGCUGGCAUCCAACUGCCGUCCCUAUAACGACAUCCUGCCCGGUCUUCCCAACGACGACCCUAACGUGAUGGAGGGUAUAAAGCGCUUUGCGGAUACCAUAGGGUACACCAGCACUACGGGUAUCGUGCUUUGGAGCACCCUAGGCUUGCCGCUGCGCAUUUUCCUUGGCUUCUUGAGCGUGGUUGGCGUAUGCGCCGUUCUCUAUGGCCUCUAUUGGUUGGCUUCGAAUUCGCCGAAAACAUUGGCCUUCUUCUUCUCGCUUGGAUUCUGGAUUGGCAUUACCUACUGUCUCGCACAGCUCGAUCAGAAGAGGAACUUGCUGGGCAGCGUCCUAGGUGAGGAAUAUGGAGGCUCUCAGUGGGGUUUUGGCCAGGUUCUGGCUGUUUUUGCAUGGAUGCCCCUUUUGCUUGAGACAGUGGUAGGCAUUCUGGAGAGCGUUGCAAGGGCGUGCACAUCUUCUUCUGACCAACGAAAGCGAAAAGAUGACCUAUCUUCUCGCCAACACUACACUAAAAUGCGACCUGUUGUCUCGUUGGGUGAUUCUAUAGAACACGAGCUGGGGACGAGAGGAAAUCUUUUUCCAGAACACUCAACAGUCUCGGCGUAUCACCGGAGUAACAGCAUACUUCGAGACUAGGGAAGGGAGGAUUGUCUCGAUAGCUAUCACACUUGCAUAUAAGGGAGGCUUAGACCAGAAGGCCUUGGUGGAAGAUAACUACUAGUAAAUCCCUGUUGCGGC